AUGAACAAAGACAUCAAGGUGGACCCUCACUCCACUGUGGAGAAGGAUGUUGCCCUCGGUGAAACACACGAUAUCGGUGCUAAUCUGUACCUGGAAGCGGAGCAGCUGUCUACUGAGGAGUUGGAGAGUGAGGGGGCGAAAGUGCUUCGCAUUAUCGAUUGGAGAAUUAUGCCAAUUCUUUAUGUGACUUAUGUUAUUCAGUUCCUCGAUAAACUGUCACUUAAUUAUGCAUCUGCUUAUUCCCUAAUCCCAGACCUUGGUCUAGAGGGACAGCGAUACUCAUGGGUCGCUGCUAUAUUCAACUUCGGCUAUCUCUUCUGGGCUCUCCCAGCCAACCUAUUGAUCCAGCGAUUACCAAUUGCAAAGUAUAUGGGUGGAAUGCUUCUGAUCUGGAGUGUACUGGUCAUCGCUCAUAUUGGAGCCAAUAAUUAUGCUGGAAUCCUGGUAUUGAGAUUCCUACUGGGCAUGGCAGAGGCAGGUGUCAGCCCAUGCAUGAUGAACCUCACUUCUAUGUUCUACAAGCGCUCCGAACAACCAUUGCGCAUGGCAAUUUGGCUUAGCGCCAACGGUAUGGCCACUAUGGUUGGUGCGCUUCUGGGCUUUGGUCUCGGCCAUACACACAAUACUGCUCUCCGCAGCUGGCAGCUGAUCUUCUUAACAAUCGGGCUUCUCAACUUUGUCUGCGCCUGCUUCUUUCUAUGGCUUAUGCCAGACUCGCCCAGUUCUGCACGCUUCCUAUCCCACCGACAGCGCGUGGUAGCCGUGCAACGCGUUGCGGAGAACAUGAUCGGUGUCAAAACCCGAGAAAUCAAGCCACGCCAAGCCUUGGAGAACCUUUACGAUGUCAAAGUCCUCUGCUGCGCCGGAAUCGGCAUUGCAUGUGGCGUUAUCAACGGCGGCGUAUCGAACUUCGCAUCGGCGCUCAUCAAAGGCUUCGGAUUUGACGGGCUGUAUGCUACACUCCUCCAAUUACCCACUGGUGCAAUUGAAGCCCUUGUGGUCCCAAUCUGUGGCAUCGUCGCCACAUACAUCAAAGACUCGCGCUGUAUCGUCCUCGCCAUCGUGUGUCUUAUCCCCUUCUGUGGCCUCCUAGGCAUCCGCUUUACAGACCUAGAUCACCGCUGGACGCUAGUCGGAUGUACUUGGCUCCAGUACAUCAUCGGUGCACCAGUUAUCGUAUCGUGGAAUAUACUCGCGACCAAUGUGGGCGGCCACACGAAGCGUGCUGUCGCAAACGGUAUCUGGUUCUCGCUCUAUGCAGCGGGUAAUGUGGCCGGAGCUAACAUAUUCUUUUCUCGCGAGGCUCCACGCUACUAUUCGGCUCUUGCGGGACUGCUUAUUUGCUAUGCUGGUAUUAUUGUUUUGUCGGCUGUGGCGUAUGUUUCUAUGAGGUGGGAGAAUGCUCGUAGGGAUGCUGCAGUGAGAGAACAUGCUGAUGGGGUUUCGGGGGAUGUUGCAGCCCAGGCUAUUUUGGAUGGAUUUAAGGAUAUGACGGAUAUGGAGUCUAAGCAUUUUAGGUAUGCUCUUUGA
Penicillium soppii is the source of this 1530-nucleotide messenger RNA. RefSeq names its product putative MFS allantoate transporter. Gene Ontology annotation, cellular component: membrane. The transcript is spliced from 4 exons. Gene Ontology annotation, molecular function: transmembrane transporter activity. The record is from RefSeq and is a predicted model, not a curated record. The coding region runs from base 1 to 1530 and encodes 509 amino acids. Lineage: Eukaryota; Fungi; Ascomycota; Eurotiomycetes; Eurotiales; Aspergillaceae. Gene Ontology annotation, biological process: transmembrane transport.